AUGGAGGAAACCUCUCUGCUGCUGCUGCUCUGUGUGACCUCACUGCUGAGCUGCACAACAAACCAAGCCUCUCUGACUGUGAGUCCCAGCAGCUCUCAGCUGUUCAAAGGACAGUCUGUCUCUCUGAGCUGUGAGGAGGACGACAGCUCUGCUGGAUGGACUCUGAGGAGGAACACAACCAGAGACACCAGAACUGAAUGUGGAGCUGACUGGGGAGAACCUGCUGGUUCUGUCUGUAACAUCGGCCUCAUCCUCCCAUGGGACAGUGGAGUUUACUGGUGUGAGUCCAGAGAGGGAGCAACCAGUAAGAGCAUCAACAUCAGUGUCACUGGUGGAUCAGUGAUCCUGCAGAGUCCUGUCCUCCCUGUGAUGGAGGGACAUGAUGUCACUCUGCACUGUAAAACAAAGACGUCCUCCAACCUCCCAGCUGCUUUCUAUAAAGAUGGCUCCUUCAUCAGGACUGAGCCUGCAGGUCACAUGACCAUCCGCCAUGUAACCAGGUCUGAUGAAGGCCUCUACAAGUGUGACAUCACAGGUCAUGGAGAGUCUCCACCCAGCUGGCUCACUGUCACAGGUAGACCUACAACCACAGCUCCACCUCCUACAUUGACCCCGCCCACAUCUGCAGCCCCGCCCCCUGACUCAGACCACCUCCACCUUGUGUUCAGAUUGCUCCUCCACCUGGUGGUGUUCUGUCCGUACUGCAUCUCCACUUUCAUCAUGGUGUCUUUAUAUCGACAACGACCCACAGGAAAUGACCUGCCCGUCUCCAUGGUGAUAACCCUGCCCACCCAGGCUGAGGAGGGAUUGGACGAUGAUGAUGAUGUCAUCACUGCUGUCACCACGGAGCAUCACUUCUGAACUGAUGUGAAA
Molecule: messenger RNA, 873 nt
Organism: Epinephelus moara (kelp grouper)
Lineage: Eukaryota; Metazoa; Chordata; Actinopteri; Perciformes; Serranidae
Product: Fc receptor-like protein 5
Exons: 6
Coding region: 1-861 (286 amino acids)
Biological process (GO): cell surface receptor signaling pathway
Molecular function (GO): transmembrane signaling receptor activity
Source: RefSeq, a predicted model, not a curated record